CGCGUGAGCCACCUGGAGAUGUGCCGGCGGGAGCUGCAGGUGCUGGCGGCACGGAGGAGAGCCUUGCUGGAGCAAUCCCGCUCCCUCUGGACCUGCCUGUGGGAGCUGGACGAGGCGGAGAGCUGGAUAAAGGAGCAGGAGCAGCUCUACUCCUCCCUGGACUUCGGGAAGGACCUGCCGGGCGUGCUGCUGCUCCAGCGCCGGCACGCUGCCUUCGAGGCCGAGCUGCGGAGCCGGGGCGGGCGGCUGCAGCAGGCGCUGGCGGCGGGCGAGGGGCUGGCGGCCGCGGGCCGGGCAGCCGAGCGGCUGCGGGAGCGGGGGGCGGCCGUGCAGGCGCUGUGGACGCAGCUGGAGGAGCUGGCGGCGUUCCGGCGGCGCGGCUUGCGGGAAGCCGAGGGCUUCUUCCAGUUCCAGGUGGAGGUGGAGGAGCUGGCGGAGGGGCUGCAGGAUGCCCAGCGGCGGGCGGCCGCCGAGGAGCUGGGCCAGGAUGAAUCCCGCACCCUCGUCCUGCUGCGGCAGCACCAGGAGCUGCUGGACGAGCUGGCGGCCGCCCGGGAGCAGCUGGACCGACUGGCGCAGCAAGCCGAGGGCUUCCCGCCGGAGCUGCGCGCCGGCCCCGAGGCUCAGAGCCGGCUGGCGGCACUGCGGGAGCUGCACGCAAAGGCGGCCGCGCUGGCCGAGCGCCGCGGCCGCCAGCUGCAGGACGCCCUGGACCUCUACACCGUCUUCGGGGAGAGCGACGCCUGCCACCUCUGGAUGGGCUCCAAGGAGACCUGGCUGGCGCAGCUGGAGGUACCGCAGGCGCUGGAGGACCUGGACGUGGCGCAGCGCAGGCUGGACGGGCUGGAGCAGGAUAUGGCUGCCGUGGCUUCCCAGAUCGCCGCGGUCAACCAGGCAGCCGAUGGGCUCCUGGCCAGCGGGCACCCCCGGAGCCCGCAGGUGCGGCAGUGCCAGGAGCAGCUCAACAAGAGGUGGGACCGUUUCCGGGAGCUGGUGUCGGAGCGCCGGCGGGCGGUGGGCUCGGCGCUGCGACUCCUUAACUACAACCUGGAGUCCGAGGAGACCCAGCAGUGGCUGCGGAGCAAAGCCCGGGCGGUGGAGGCCACGGCUGAACUGGGCCGUGACCUGGCCGGCGUCCUGGCCACCCAGCGCAAGCUCUACGGCAUCGAGCGGGAGCUGGCGGUGGCCCAGGACCGCCUGGCUGCCCUGCGCUCCCAGGCCGAGCGCCUGGCCGAGGAGAGGCCCGAGGCGGCCCCGGAGGUGGCCCAGAGGCUGGCGACGGCGACGUCCGCCUGGGACGAGCUGCAGGCAGCCCUGGGAGAGCGGGCGGCAUCCCUGGGGGAAGCUGGGCAGCUCCGGAGCUUCCUGCAGGACCUGGAUGACUUCCAGGCGUGGCUCUUCGGCGCUCAGAAAGCCGUGGCGGCUGCCGACGAGGUGCCGGCGUCCUUGGCGGAGGCGGAGGAGAUGCUGCAGCGGCACGAGGCGGCCCGGCGUGACGCCGAGGAGCACGCGGGUGCCUUCGCUGCCCUGGUGGAGGCGGGAGAGCGGGUGCUGGGGGGGCAGACGGACCCCGAGUACGAGGGGCUGCGGCAGCGCCUGGGCGGCGUGGAGGCCGGCUGGGCUGCCCUGGGCAGGAUGGCGGAGGCUCGGCAGCGCUUCCUCACCCAGUGCCGCAACUUCCAGGAGUUCCUCCGCGACGCCAAGCAGGCGGAGAUCCUCCUCACCAACCAGGAGUACACGCUGUCCCACCUGGAGCUGCCCCCCACGCUGGAGGGCUCGGCCGCUGCCCUGCGCCGCUUCCAGGAUUUCCGUGCCGGUGUGGAGAGCAGUGCUGAGAAGGUCCCCGAGGCGGUGGCUGGUGGCACCAAGCUGGUGGCUGAAGGGAACAUCUUUGCCGAGAAGAUCUCCGAGAAGUGCCAGGCUCUCCAGGAGCGGCACGGAGCCGUCAUGGCCAGGGUGGAGGAGGCAUCUGGUUUGCUACAGGACAACCACGACCUGCAGACCUUCCUGCAGAGCUGCCGGGAGUUUGAUGCCUGGGUGGAGGAGAAGAUGCUGAUGGCUCAGGAUGUCUCCUACGGAGAAGCCCGUGGUCUCCACAGCAAGUGGCAGAAGCACCAGGCAUUCAUGGCUGAGCUGGCACCCAACCAGAGCUGGCUGGAGAAGAUCGAGGCGGAGGGGACGGAGCUGGCGAGCCGCAAGCCGCAGUACAGCGAGGUGGUGCUGCGGCGGCUGGAGGAGCUGCGCCGGCGCUGGGACGGGCUGCGCGGCGCCGCCGAGGAGAAGGGUCGGCAGCUGUUCGAGGCCGAGCGCUCGGCGCUGUAUGCCCAGAGCUACGCGGAGCUGGAGAGGUGGCUGGGGCGGGCGCAGGAGGAGCUGCGCGCCGCCAAGAAGGUCCAGGACCUCACCGCCACCAACCUGCUGCUGAAGAGGUUGACGAGACUGGAAGAGCAAGUGGGAACGUGGAUGAAGGAGCUGGAGGAACUGGGGUGGCAGGGCACCCCUGGUGCCGGGGCCGUGCCGGAUGCCACCGGGCAGGAGCAGAUGCUCCGGCAGCGAGUUCUUGAGCUGCUGGAGCCACUGAAGAGGAAGAGGAAGGAGCUGGAGACUGCCAAGGCCAUGUACCAGCUGGGGCGGGAUCUGGAGGAUGAGACGCUGUGGGUGCAGGAGCGGCUGUCCCUGGCGAGGUCGACAGAUCAUGGCACUGACCUCCCGACCGUGCAGCGCCUGGCCAAGAGGAACCAGACGCUACAGAAGGAGCUGGCGGGCCAUGCCCCCCGCCUGGCUGAGGUGCUGAGCCGGGGAGAGGCGGCGGGGAGCAGUGAGGAGCCGGGCCCGGAGCUGGCGGCACGAGCACAGGAGCUGCAGGCGCUGUGGGAGACCCUGCAGGAGGAGGCAGCCGCCCGGCACCGGCGCCUGCAGGAGGCUGAAGAGGCCCAGCAGUACUACCUGGAUGCCAGCGAGGCCGAGGCCUGGGUCAGCGAGCAGGAGCUCUUCAUGGGACCCGAGGAGAAGCCAAAGGAUGAGGAGAGUGGCUUGGUGAUGCUGAAGAGACAUGUCCGGCAGCUGCGCUCCAUCGAGGACUACGGACACACCAUCAAGGAGCUGGCAGGGAGGGCACAGCAGCUGCUCUCCGCCGGCCACCCUGAGGGGGAGCAGAUCAUCCGGCUGCAGGGCCAGGUGGACAAGCACUACGCGGGGCUGAAGGAGGUGGCUGAGGAGCGCCGCCGGCGCCUGGAGAACAUGUCCCACCUCUUCCAGCUGAAGCGGGAGGUGGAAGACCUGGAGCAGUGGAUCGCCGAGCGCGACGUGGUCGCCUCCUCCCAGGAGAUGGGGCAGGACCUGGACCACGUCACGCUCCUGAGGGAGAAGUUUCGGGAGUUUGCGCGGGAGACGGGCAGCGUGGGGCAGGAGCGCGUGGACCGGGUGAACCUGACCAUCGAGGACCUCAUCGACGCAGGGCACACCGAGGCGGCCACCAUGGCCGAGUGGAAGGACGGGCUGAACGAGAGCUGGGCCGACCUGCUGGAGCUGAUCGACACCCGCAUGCAGCUCCUUGCCGCCUCCCACGACCUCCACAAGUACUUCUAUGACGGCACUGAGCUGCUGGCCCUCAUUGCCACCCGGCGCCAGGAGCUGCCCCAGGACCUGGGCGAGGACGCUGGCACGGUGGAGGCUUUUCACCGCAUGCACAGCGCCUUCGAGAGGGAUCUCCAGCUGCUGGAGGCACAGGUGCAGCAGUUUCGGGAGACGGCGGCGCGCCUGCAGACGGCCUAUGCCGGGGAGAAGGCGGCCGGAAUCCAGGAGCAGGAGCAGGAGGUGUCCCGAGCGCUGCAGGAGCUGCUGGAGGCGUGCAGCGGGCGCCGGGCACGGCUGGUGGACACGGCCGACAAGCACCGCUUCUUCAGCAUGGCACGGGAUCUGCUCUCCUGGAUGGAGAGCACCGUCCGGCAGAUCGAGACACAGGAGAAACCCAGGGAUGUCUCCUCGGUGGAGCUGCUGAUGAAGUACCACCAGGGAAUUAGGGCCGAGGUGGAUGCUCGGAGCAAGAACUUCACCACCUGCAUCGAGCUGGGCAAGAAGCUGCUGCAGCGCAAGCACCAGGACUCACCAGAGAUCAAGGCGAAGCUGGUGGAGCUGGUGGACAAGAGGAAAGCCAUGAUGGAGACGUGGGAGCAGCGCUGGGAGCGGCUGCGGCUGCUGUUGGAGGUUUGCCAGUUCUCCCGCGAUGCCUCGGUGGCCGAGUCGUGGCUCAUGGCGCAGGAGCCCUACCUGGCCAGCAGCGACUACGGGCAGACGGUGGAUGCGGUGGAGAAGCUGCUGAAGCGACACGAGGCUUUUGAGAAGUCCUCGGCCACCUGGGAGGAGAGAAUCGCCGCCCUCAGGAAGCUGACUACGCUGGAGCUCCUGGGCGGGCGGUCGCUGCGUGAGGGGCUGGUGCGGGACGGGACAACGCACUCCAAGGCUCCUGACUACCACUUGGAUCUGGAUGGGGAGCUGGAUGCCGGGUCUGAGGAGGAAGAGGAUGAGGAGGAGAAGAGGAAGGAUGUGAGCACACAGGACACUUCGAUACCCACCACCGAUGGACCAGAGCCGCUGGCGCCGAGGACGGGCGACGAGGAGCCGGUGUCACCAACCCCGCGGCCACCACGGGAGGAGCCGGAGGAGCCGGCCACGCUGCCGGCCCGCGUCAGCAGCGUCCAGCUGGAGGGCUACCUCGGCCGCAAGCACGACCUGGAGGCGGCCACCAAGCGCGCGUCCAACCGGUCGUGGAGCACGCGGUACUGUGUCCUGCGGGGCGGCCAGCUCGCCUUCUUCAAGGACGCCAAGAGCCGCGCGCUGGGGCUGCCGUGCCAGGGCGAGGAGCCCCUGGGGCUGCGCGACGCCCGCUGCGAGGUCCCCGCUGGCUACAAGAAGAAGAAACAUGUCUUCAAGCUCAGGCUCAGCAACGGCAGCGAGUGGCUGUUCCACGGCAAGGAUGAGGAGGAGCUGCAGGCCUGGCUGCAGGGGCUGAGCGCGGCCAUCACCGAGUGUCGGGGCAGCUGGGGGAAGACGCAGAGCCUCCCCCUGUCCCUGCCCCCGGCGCCUCCCGAACCCCCCCUGCCCCGCAAGGACAAGGAGAAACGCUUCAGCUUCUUCCCAAAAAAGAAAUAACCCCCCCGGAUGGCGGGCGGGGGGGGGGACACACCCCACGUCACGCCAGCGGGGCCACGCGUGUGUAAGGACACGCGUGUGCAGUACCUGUACAGGUGCCACCGGGUCUAGAGGGCACGUGUGGGGGGGUCACACACGUGGGCGGGAGCCCCCCCCCGCGAGCACACGUGUCCGUGUGCACAGGUGUAUAUAUAUAUAUAUAUAUAUAUAUAUUUGUAUUUAUAUAUAUACAUACAUUUACACGUUUCAGGCACACGCCUGUGCGGAGGCGAGCGCAGGUGCCCCCCCCCAGGCGCGUGCCCCUCGUGCCCACGCGUGUCCCUGCACGCACACGUCUGCACACGUGUGUCCCCGCAUGCAGGUGCACCCCCGGCCCCCCCCACCUCCGCACGCACGGCACGGGUGUGCAUGGACCCCCACCCAGCACCCACACGGGGGAGUGCGCGAGUGCCCCCCAAAGCCAUAAACCCCCCCCCCGCAGCACGUGGGUGCAGAGGGGGGACCCCCCCCGGCCCCUGCGGGCACCAACCAAAGAGCGUCGGCCCAUGGGGGCCCCUCUCCAGCACCCCCCGCCCCGUGCCCCCCCCAGCCGGGGUGGGGGGACCCCCCCUGCACCCCGCGGCCGGGCCAAGACACCUCGGGGGGGGCGGGUGACCAGAGAGGAACUUUGGGUUCAGUUUGGGUUUUUUUUCUAAUAAAGAUAUGAAAGCGA
Pipra filicauda (Wire-tailed manakin) is the source of this 5863-nucleotide messenger RNA. RefSeq names its product spectrin beta chain, erythrocytic. Gene Ontology annotation, molecular function: phospholipid binding; actin filament binding. Gene Ontology annotation, cellular component: cell projection; plasma membrane; cortical actin cytoskeleton. The transcript has 23 exons. Gene Ontology annotation, biological process: actin cytoskeleton organization. NCBI's taxonomy places the organism in Eukaryota, Metazoa, Chordata, Aves, Passeriformes, Pipridae. The coding region runs from base 19 to 5151 and encodes 1710 amino acids. The record is from RefSeq and is a predicted model, not a curated record.